Molecule: messenger RNA, 4839 nt
Organism: Plasmodium gallinaceum
Lineage: Eukaryota; Apicomplexa; Aconoidasida; Haemosporida; Plasmodiidae
Product: conserved Plasmodium protein, unknown function
Exons: 1
Coding region: 1-4839 (1612 amino acids)
Source: RefSeq, a predicted model, not a curated record
AUGUUUAAAAAAAUUAAUAAAUAUGACAAAGAAUAUAAAAAAAAAAAUCACUUUAUUCAUAUAUGGAAGAAUUAUAAAACUACAUUUCAUUUAAACUGUAUACAUAAAUUUUUAAAUAACGAACUGAGUAAGAUUAAUAAAAAAUUACUAUAUAACAAAAAAAAUUUAGAAAAUAAUAUAAUCAUUAAAGUUGGAUAUAAUUCAUAUAAAGAGUUAUUUUCUUUAAAUAACAGUUUAGAAAAUAAUAUAGGAAUAUAUUUUAAGGUUAAAAAUAAAGAAGUGGAAAAUAGAAAUUAUUAUAAGGAAAAAACAGGAGAAAAAAAUACUUUAUCUAUUAAUGAGUUAAAAAAAAAAAGUAUUUUAAAUUUAAAUAGUAUUAAUAAUAUCAAUAAUACUUCAAAUAAAAUGAAUAAGAUAAAAUUUAGAAAUUUCACUAAUAUCCCAUUAUCAGCAAAAAAAGAUAAAAACAUAAAAUUUUCAAAACUAAAUCUUUGUGAAAUGUUAAAUUUCAUAAAUAAAAAUUUAUCAAAAGAAAGGGAUGAAAAAAUAUGGAAUAAUAUAUUCAUACAAAUAGAUAAACUAACUUCAAAAGAAUCUAAAAAUGAAGAAUAUAAAAGAGAACUAUACUCAUUUUUUGCAAAAUUAACUAAUAACGAUUACUAUAAUUUGUUAAAUAAUCUUAAAGAUUUAGAUGAAAAUACGAAAAAUAAUAUUUGUAAUAGUAUAUUUUUUGAAUGUUUUGCAUUAAGUUUGAAAAAUAGAGAUGUAACAUAUUCUUUUGAUAAUUAUGAUAGUGUUAAUGAAUUGAAGGAACAAUUUUAUGAUGUUAACGAAAAACAAGUAAAUGAAAAUGGGGAUAUCUCAAAUAGAAAAAAAAAAAAUGAAAGUAAAGUAAAAUAUUAUAUGAAAAAUAUCAAAAGUUUUUUAAAUUUAACAAGUACUAAAAAAAAUGCAAAAGAUAUUAAUUUAGAAAAUACAGAUAUAAUUAAUAAAAAUAAAUUAUCUGAUUCUAAAAAUGUUGAUGAAAAAAGAAUAGAUGAUAUAACAAAUUCGGUUGAAAAGAAAUUGGAUAAUAAUAAUAUACAAAAUAAUGAUAAUGAUGUUAAUAUAAAAAAUGUGAAAAAUGUAAAAAUGAUAAAAAAAUGGUUUCAUUUAUUAAAUUAUUUUUCUAGCAAAUCAGAAAAUAUGCUUAUAAUAAAAGAUUAUUUAAAUAAAAUAUUUAGAAAAAACAUUAAUGAAUUAAUACAUUUAAAUUAUUUUUCAAAAACAGUCCAUUAUUUAACAAAUCAAAUAAAUAGUAAAAGUAUUCAUGCAAUAAUAUUAGCAUACGAAAAAAAAUUAGAAUUUAUGAAACCGUAUGAUUUUAGUUACAGUUUAAUUAUUUUAUUAAGAUUUCUAAUAUUAAAUCAUAAUUUAUUUAAUAAUAUAAUUGAUGAUGCUAUAAUUGAUCCAUUAAACAAAUUUAAAAAUGAAAAAUAUUUUAUCCGUUUUAUAAAAAGUGUUGAUAAUUAUCCCCUAAUAUAUCCAUCUAAUUUAGAUUAUAAUAAUUCUGAAUUUUUUCAAGGAAAUAUGAACGAUUUAUAUAAUUUCACAUUUUCAAUUUUUAUAAGAAAAUUAAGCAUAAAAUUGAAAUAUUAUUCUUUAAACAAUUUGUUAUUUUUAUCAGAAUGCUUAAGUAAAGUUAUUUUUAUGUCAACUUCUCAAAAUCAAACAUUGCAUAUAUUUAUAAAUAAAUUAAGAUACUACAUUGAUCAACAUAUUAAUUUACAAACAGUUGAUAAUUAUAUGUUAAUACGACUUUUUAAAAUAUCAUCUUUUUUCUCAUUUGUACCUGAAAUGGAAGUUUAUAUAAAUAAUUCUCAUAAAAAUGUUAGAAUUAAAAGAAAUUUUAUUUCAAAUCAAAAAACAGUUAAAUUAUUAGAAGAUGGAAACUCUUUAAAAAAUAAAGAAAAUCGUGAAGGGGAUACAAAACACAUAUUAAAUAAAAGUUAUCCUUAUAACGAAAAUGAAAAAAAAGAAAAUUUGGAAUUUAGUGAAGAUAUGGAAGUAGAUAAUAUUAGUAGUAAUAUUAAUAAAAAUGUAGAACAAAUAAAAAAAAAUUAUAUCAAUAUAAAUGAAACAAUGAAUACAAAUAAUAACAUUGAUCAACUUAUGCAAAAUUGUGAUGAAAAAUAUAAAAAUGAAGAAAUAAAUGAAAAGCAUAUAAUAGAAAAAAUAGAAAAUGAAGAAAAGAAUAUGGAUAAUAAAAAGAUAUUAAAAUAUAAAAAUGAAAUAAUAGAUGAUAAGAAUAAGAAAAAAAAUAUAUGUUUCAAUUUAAAUGAUGAAAAGAAUAUAAAUUAUUACGAAAAAAUAGAAGAAAGUGAUAGUGUUAAUUUCUCCAAUUUCUUAACAAGUUAUGAUUUAUUUCAAAAAAUAGAUAAUUCCUUUCAAAUAAAUAAUUACAUUUUAAAUUAUAAUAUAUAUAAUGAUAUAAAUAAGAAACAUAAAAAAAAUAAAUUUUUAUUAAAAAAUAUAGUUUUAUUAUUAUGUUCCCAAAUUGAUAAAAGUUUAGAUGAAAUAAUUAAAAAGGAAAAUAAACUGAGAAAAAGUAAAAAUUCUUCAAUUUUGAGAAAAGAGGAAUUAAUCAAAGAAAUUAAAUUAAUAAAUGAAAAAAGUGAAAUUAGAAAUAUGAAUAUAGAUAAUUCAACAAAAAAUGAUAUAUAUCACUCUUAUGAGAACAAUAAAUUAUAUAAUGAUUAUUUAAUUUUUUAUGAUAUUGGUGUAUUAAGUGACAUAGUAAAUUUUACACAUUUUUCAAUAAAUAUUAAUAAGCAUACUUAUGAAUUAAUAAAAUCUAUAAAAAAAAGAUUAAUGGAAAUAGUGGAAAUUUAUAACUUUAAUAAGGGAGAAAAUCAUGAAAAAAAAAUGAGUGAACAUAUUAAAAUAAAAAAUAUUAGAACUUUUCAAUUGUAUAAUUUUUAUUGUGCUUGUAAAAAUUUUAGUCCAUCUUUUCUUUUUGGUUUUUUUGAUAUAUUGCUUAAAUUAACUCCCAAAAUAAAAAUUAUAGAUAUAGAUAAAAAUGAUUUAUUUAAUAAAAAAAUUAUGCAUAAGUUGGAAAGUUUAGAAACUUUUGAAAAAGUAUGGAAUAAAAAUAUAAGUAUUUCAUUUAUAGUUUCAUUGUUACAUUCACUUAAAAUAAUAAUAUCUUCUAAUUUAUUUCAUGCAAAUAAUUUAUUAAAUGAACAUAUUAAUAUUAUGGUUCAAUAUUCAUAUUAUGUAUUAUUAUAUUAUUAUUAUAACAAAUAUUUAAAAAAAAAUCUCAAAAAUUUUAACAAUGUGCAAAAUAAGAAAGAAGAACUCGGAGAUUAUAAAAAAAAUGAAAAAUUAUUUGGUAAUGACUUUAUUGAUGGAGAUUCACUUACUUAUCAUAAUUUAAAUGAAACAACAAAGAGAAAACAAAAUAUAAAUUAUUCAUAUGUUAAAGAUAAUAUAAAUUUAAAUGAAGAAAAAAGCAAAAAUAAAGAUUUUUCAAUAAAAGAAUUGCAUAAUAAUGGUCAAGAUACAUAUGAAAAUAAUGACAACAAUAAUUAUGAUAAGGAUAAUAAUUAUUUAGGGGAUUCUAAUUUAAAAGAGAAUAUUUUAAAAAGUUCAAUGAAUGAUGAAAAAGUCAAAAAUGAAAAUUUAGAGGAUUAUAAUUAUUACAAAAAUGAUUACAUCAACACUUAUAAUAGUGAUUCAUCAACAAUAUCCAGUAUAAUAAAAACAAGUAAGAAGAAUAAAAAGUUUUGUAUUUUUGAAGAAUUAUAUUUAGAAGAUUUAUGUAAUAUAUAUUUGUGUUUAUCAACAUCAUUGUAUUUUUUAAACAGAGCAGAAGAAAAGUCUAGUGAAAUAAAACAUUUAAUAUAUUUAGAAAAUAAAUUUUUAGAAUUAAUAUCAAAAGUUAAAUAUAUGAAAUAUUUAUCAGAUAAUUUUAUAUUCUUUUUAUUUAAAGGACCAUAUACUUAUAAAUUAGAACAAAAAUUUGAUAGCAUAAUUCCAUCAUUAAAAAUAAUAAAUAAAAAAAAAAAAAAAAAAACGGAAAUUCUUUCUUCUUUUACUUCAUCUCAGAAUAUUCAACUUCUUAGUUUACCUGCUGCUACUGCUUUCUUCUUAUGUAAAAUAAAAUUGUCUAUGUCUAAUGGGAACAAAGAAAAUAAUGUUUUAAGAAUUGAAAAUACAAAAAAAUUAUAUGAAAUUUUAAUGAAUGAUUAUAAAUUAUUAUCAAACUGCAUUGAACAACUAUAUAUUAAUAAAAGAAAUGAUGGUGAUAAUAUGAAGAAUUCGGUAGAUUAUGUAAAAGAUAAUAUUUUGCAAAAUCAAAGCGAAGAGGUAAAUAAUCCAUCAAUUAAAUUUAAUAAAAAUAAGUGUAAAUAUUCUCAUCUGCCAUAUUUUACUUCUAAUAAAAUUAGUAUGAAUGAAAAUAUUCAUUUUAUAAAUAUAAUAAAUGAUAUGUUCUUUGGAGUUCAUGAGGUGAAAACACUAUAUGAUUUGCAAAAUACAUUAUUAAAAACAGUAAAACAUUUAGAAACAGCACAAAUAAACUUAAAUGUUAAUCAUAAAUUUACUCAAAUUAAACCUAUUCAUAAUGAUGUUCUUAUCUGUUUAUCAGAGCUUUCAAAAGUUGUAAAAGAAUGCCUAUAUACAAUUUUUUUAUCACAACCAUAUAUUCAUAAAUCUCCCAAAAAAUAUUCAACUAAAAGACUAGUUAAUUAUUUUAUCAAUAAAUGUAAAUUUGUAAGAGAUUAUAAUAUUUUUGAUGAUUGCAAUAAUAAAUCAUUUAAUGAACUUAAAAAUCAUAAAUAUAUAACAAAUGAAAUUUGA